AUGGGUGCAGGCGUAUCAACGAAGGCGUUCAAAGAGUUUGAUGCCGCGUUGAAGGAUACAGAAGUCACGGGGAAGUUGGCGGUGAGGGAUUGCGAUCUGUUUGCUCUUCCUCCGGAGGUGCUGGAACGAGCUACACACUUGACAGAGUUGCGCCUUGAACAUGCAAAACUGAAACAUUUGCCGGCAAGUUUCGGUAGUCUGAUACUUCUCGAACGGUUGUCACUCGCGGGCAACAAGCUCGAGACUUUACCGCUGUCAUUCCAUGAGUUGCAGCGUCUAGAGGAACUGGAUCUCAGUUGCAACGCGCUCAGCUCACUUCUGGGUAAUUUCUGCAAUCUCGGGUCGCUACGUCGAUUAUGCAUGUACGAAAACGCACUCAAGAAGUUGCCAAGAGAAUUCGGCGCGUUGAAAUCUCUUGAGGUGCUGGACAUGCACAACAACGCACUGAAAAGACUGCCCAAGUCGUUUCCCUGUCUGACCAGCCUCACGCGACUCGAGUUAAGUCGCAACAAGCUCCGUAAAUUACCUCAAGCAUUCGGCAACUUAAGUGCACUUCUAAUCUGCAACCUCGGACGAAAUAUGCUGCGGGAACUGCCCGAUUAUUUCGGAAUGCUGGGCGCUCUGGAGGUGCUAUCAUUAUCGUACAACGCACUGUACAAACUUCCUGCUUCCUUUGCAGAGCUCACCGGUCUCAAGAAUUUAUCGCUAACAGGCAACAGGAUCGAGUGCUUCCCGGCCCAGAUCAGCUCCCUUACAGCACUGGUUACUCUGACGUACGCUGAGAACCGACUUCGACUGUGGCGACCUGGCGAGAAGAGUAUUCUAGACGAAGAAGCACCAGAAAGUGUCUACAAAUUGGGUACUAGCGACGAGGAGGACACGAACGAAGUCGGUAUAACCCCCAGUAACCCGCUAGUUACACUUGCCGCCAUCCAAUACCUUGAUCUGAGCGAUAACGCACUGGAGUACCUCCCAUCACGCGGCUGGGGACGACUAGAGACGCUUCUGCACUUGAAACUUAGUCGCAAUCGACUUCAUUUAAUACCCCCAGAAGUUGGGAGUCUGCCGAGGCUUCAGCGACUCGAUAUCGCAGCGAAUAAACUGAAAACUCUACCAAGCUCUCUCUUUAGCAACAAGUCAUUAGCGUAUCUCGACGCCCAACAGAACACUCUGCAAGAACUUCCAGACAAUGCUGGCGAAUGUGAGGCUCUUGUGAGGCUUGUUUUGACGAAAAACCGGGACCUACGCGGCCUCCCUCGCAGCAUCUGUCGCCUCGCUCUGCUGGAAGAACUGCGCGUGGACAAAUCUUGUUUCCUAGCGCUAGGAGAGGAGCUGACUGCGUUCUGCAGAGAGCUGGCCUACUUCUCAGCCGAAUAA
Messenger RNA from Phytophthora infestans T30-4, 1377 nucleotides. RefSeq lists its product as uncharacterized. Bases 1 to 1377 code for a protein of 458 amino acids. Gene Ontology annotation, molecular function: protein binding. The transcript has 2 exons. NCBI's taxonomy places the organism in Eukaryota, Oomycota, Peronosporomycetes, Peronosporales, Peronosporaceae. The record is from RefSeq and is a predicted model, not a curated record.